CCCCGACUGCGACUAGCCCGUCCCUCCCGCCCCAGCCUCCCGCCACCUUCCAAUGGCCAAGGGGCAGGGCAAGCUGAGCAAGCCGCGGCAGCCCAGCUGGGUCCCCGCCCUGUUCCCGGUUCCCGAGCCGGGCCCCUGCGACCUUUAAAUGCCGCCCAGGGCCAGCGCGACGCGGCCUUCGCCACCCUUCUUCCUCGGGCGGCGACAGCAGCACCCCGAGGAAGAAAGCAGCCCCGACCGCGCAGCGGCGGUCCGGCAGCAGCGGCCACCUCCGACCUCCCGGCCGGAGCCGCCUCCCGCUCCCCUCCCCCUCCUCCCCGGCCCAGCCUGCCUGGUCGGCGCCUGGCCCCAGGCGUGCGCGCACGCGUGCCCGCCUGUGUGCGCGCGCCCGAGCCAGCCUCGGACCCGCGCCCCCGCCCGGCGCAGGACCGCCCCGGGAUCCCCGCCCGCGCGCCGCGUCCCACGUCCCCCGCCGCCGCCGGGCCGCCAGCCCUGCACCCCGGCGCGCAGUGCAAGAAGAUGGCGGGAUCCGUGGCCGACAGCGAUGCCGCGGUGAAACUAGAUGAUGGGCAUUUAAACAACUCUUUGGGCUCUCCAGUUCAAGCCGACGUGUACUUCCCACGACUGAUAGUUCCAUUUUGUGGGCACAUUAAAGGUGGCAUGAGACCAGGCAAGAAGGUGUUGGUGAUGGGCAUCGUAGACCUCAACCCAGAGAGCUUUGCCAUCAGCUUGACCUGUGGUGACUCUGAAGACCCUCCCGCCGAUGUGGCAAUUGAACUCAAAGCUGUAUUCACAGACCGGCAGCUACUCAGAAAUUCUUGUAUAUCUGGGGAAAGAGGUGAAGAACAGUCAGCAAUCCCUUACUUUCCAUUCAUCCCAGACCAGCCAUUCAGGGUGGAAAUUCUUUGUGAGCACCCACGUUUCAGAGUGUUUGUGGACGGACACCAACUUUUUGAUUUUUACCACCGCAUUCAAACGUUAUCUGCAAUCGACACCAUAAAGAUAAACGGGGACCUCCAGAUCACUAAGCUUGGCUGACACUGUUGAAACCACCUCCGUUUCAAAUAGGAUCAGGUGCCACGACUAUCUGACUGUCGGUCUGGAAGAAGUGUCCUAGCAAGAUCUGGAGACUUAAAAAGAAAACAAAAACAAAAAAGCAAGCUUCCCUGUCUCUUCUUUCCGUGCAGUUUAGACCCAAAAUGACAACUUCAGACUGUGGUUUGCCCUUAGGAAGCCGUCAGAACAAAGACACCGAGCCAUUAUUUCCAGAACCAAGUAAUACAUUUAUGCUGGAUUUUAUUCAGACUAAACGGACAUGGAUUUGUGAUAAUUUGUGAUUUGGUAGCAAGUUAUUCAUCUUUUCAAAACAAGGUGAUACUUAGAAACAAAAGUGCUAAAGACCUAAAACAACACCACCACCAACAAAGACGGUACACCGAAAUCAACUCAUUUCUGCACUGAAGUGGGAUCGUGUAGCACAACCAACAUUUUAGUCAGGGUAUUUACAUAGAAUGUAGGUUGUUCGAGGUUUGGUUGGUUUUUUUUUUUGGUUUUUUUCUUCUUUUUUUUUUUGUUUGUUUGUUUUUGCACAACAUAAUUGUUAAUUCAGAUUUUGAAAGCUUUCUCGGAGUUAUUUAUUUAUACUCAGUGUAUGUAUUAGGGAAUGAUUAAUGUCUCAAAAACAAGUUAUGAACUUUUGAAUGUACAAAUAUCUUAGGUCCAAAGGGGAAAACUACAUAUUACAAUCAUGAAAGAAUUGUAUCUUCCAUACCCCUAAACUUAGGAUCUCUUGAUAUAAAUUGCUGUAAGUGCUUUUGGGAAAACUUGGCAACAUUUCGAUAAAACUGCUUUUCAAGUAAUCGACGAUUACAUGAAUUCUACUUACAUGACUUUUUCUCCUUACUGUGAAUUAGCACAGUAUUGGCUUCCUUAAGACUAAUUAACUACUUUUUCCCAGGUCUUUAUAACAGCUCAUUAAGUUGUUAUUAAACUGAUUGAAAACAUAUAACAGAUGAUUGCAUAGACAAUUUUGAAAAUAACUGUUAUAUAAACUUUUAAAAGUAUACUAUGAAAAUGAUUCUGGAAUGCAAUGUAAAGCAGAAGCAAGUGGCCCCAAAUAACUUACUUGGAAGUAAUUUAUAUCGACUUAAGCUGUUAGCUCAUUGUAUUACUUUUAUCACGUGACCCUCGCCAAUGUCCCUAAGCAAUGCCUUUGGAGCUUCAGAGGAGAGGAUGCUUCCCGCUGUGUUGGCUGUGCUGAGACAUUAGGAUAAGAGGGGAUCCGGAUUAGGAAAUGAUCCAGUUAGUUUAUCUGGAAGGUUAACUCCCAGAACUCCAGGUCUCUUGAGCCCAGCCAAUAGUAUGAAUGCUUCCACUUAAGCUGGAAGAGUUUCCGUGCACUUGUGGAACUGAUCCAUCCGACAGCAGAGCGUCAUCAGGAGGAGCCUGCAGUACUGUAAAUGUCACCACGCGGCAAGGGAUGGUCGGAGUCCUGGGCACUGGACGUCACAAAGUGCAUUGGCCCUGGAGAGAAGGACCCCUGGCAUUGCUUUGGUCAGGUAGUGGGGAGGACUGAGGGAUGCUGGGGUGGGGGUGUAUUUAUAUAUAAUUUAGGUUUUGUUUGUACAGCAUACUGCAUCAUGUUAUGACACGUCCUUGCCCUGCUUUGCUUUGGAGUUUUUUUUACACAACAUGCAGAGACACGGAAGUGGCCACGUCAUUUUCACGUGUCGAGAAUGUAGACAGUGUUUCAGUACCAAAGUCUUAAGAAAAAGCAACCUAAAAUUGUGAAUUUUUUAUAGGUGAUGUAUUUGGGUUCUUCUCAACUUUGAAACCGUUUAGCACAGUUCCACUGUGUUAUAGAAGAAGAUACUUUAUCCAACGAGACUGGCUGAGCAUUGAAAAGCUUUAUGUACCAGCUGACUUAAUCAGCCAUAUUCAGCCAAGAGGGCUGUUCUGUGGCUCCAGGUAUUUUCAAGCCUGUGAUUAACUUCUCGUGGCUUCUCAAGCCACUAGAUUUUGAGGAGUGUUUGUACAGGCAUUUAGAGGGCACCCUGAACUAUAUUUGUAGGGGUUUUGGUGGAAGACCCCCACGGGAGGUUUCCUUUGAGUGACUGUCCAUCCCCACGCACUGCAUAAUUCAGCAGAAACCAGAGGAGCUGGGUGUGUUGAUUGGAAAUGACACUGUUCUCUCUACCUAUCGGCUAACUGCUUAUCGGCCAAGCCCUUACGCAGCUUAGUGUGAAGAUACACUGUUAACCCUUCCUUUCUCUGGGAGGCCAGUGGGAACCUCUUGGUUAAGCCUGUUGGAAUUAAUCUCAAUGAUGUGAUGGUUUGAUUCAGGUAUAACGAAAUUAGCAGGGGGGCUGUGUUAAUCAUUAGCUGGAAACUGGAAACCGUGUUCUUGCCUCUCGUUGGCAUGUGAGGUAUAAGGUGGGAAUUCAGGGUGGAAAGUGCAAUUUAAAGCUUCACAGGAGAGCAUUUGGGUGUGUAAGGAGUUAUUUCUGACCAGAGCCUAAUUUUGCAAUAUGACCAAAACCAAGGAAUAUAAAUAACAGUCAGGCUCUGGGGGAACGAAAGGCAGGCUUUAGACAAUCUGUCCAUUUCUGCAUCAAAAUUGAAUUGAAUGUGUAUAUCUACUUAAAAAUUAAUAGAAGUGACUUCUGCUUUUUGGGCUGUCCCAGAAUUGUCUGAAAAAUACUAUUUUUUUAAAAUUUGAAACCCCGUUUCGAAUCUUGCCAACCUCAGUUCAAAACCCCUAAGAGAUCACUCUUGGAAUUGAUGGUGACUUGUUAAAAUGGCAAAUCCUUUCAUUUGUACUAAAAAAUAUAUAUAUCCAAAAAGAGGGAGGGAGCCCUGUGGCCUUGAGAGAAACAGCCUUGGCAUUUUCCGGCAUUAAUGUAGAAAUAAUGUUCUUAUGAUCACAUAUUUUCAAGGAAACACUUUCUUAUUUACUGCGUGGUGUAAAAUGUUGCUAAAUGUGUUCUUACAUUAUUAUGUCACUGCUGAAAGUUAUUUGCACUAUAAUAAAGGAAUUUUCUACAAA
Messenger RNA from Prionailurus viverrinus (fishing cat), 4045 nucleotides. RefSeq names its product galectin like (gene LGALSL). Lineage: Eukaryota; Metazoa; Chordata; Mammalia; Carnivora; Felidae. The record is from RefSeq and is a predicted model, not a curated record. Bases 520 to 1038 code for a protein of 172 amino acids. Gene Ontology annotation, molecular function: carbohydrate binding. The transcript has 5 exons.